This is a messenger RNA of Triticum urartu, 1113 nucleotides long. The record is from RefSeq and is a predicted model, not a curated record. NCBI's taxonomy places the organism in Eukaryota, Viridiplantae, Streptophyta, Magnoliopsida, Poales, Poaceae.
AUGGAGCUCCUCCGCGCGGUCGUCCUGCUCUCCCUGGCGCUCCUGGCCAACGGCCGGGACACCGACCUCUCCCGGGACAGCUUCCCCAAGGGCUUCGUCUUCGGCACCGCCUCGUCGGCGUACCAGGUGGAGGGCAACUCCCUCAAGUACGGCCGCGGGCCCUGCAUCUGGGACACCUUCCUCAAGUAUCCAGGUGCCACUCCCGACAACGCCACCGCCAACGUGACCGUCGACGAGUACCAUCGCUACAUGGACGAUGUGGACAACAUGGUCAGGGUGGGCUUCGACGCCUACCGCUUCUCCAUCUCCUGGUCGCGUAUCUUCCCCAAUGGGAUCGGGAGGAUCAACAAAGACGGCGUGGACUACUACCACAGGCUCAUCGACUACAUGCUUGCCAACAAUAUCACUCCGUACGUCGUGCUCUACCACUACGACCUGCCGGAGGUCCUCAACAACCAGUACAACGGCUGGCUCAGCCCCAGGGUCGUGUACAUGCACCCGAUCACCUUCGGCCACUACCCGGAGACGAUGCAGAAGCUGGUGGGGACGAGGCUGCCCAACUUCACGGCGGAGCAGAGCAAGCUGCUGCAGGGCUCGGCGGACAUCAUCGGGAUCAACCACUACACCACCUACUACGUCAGGCACCAGGAGAACCUGACGCGCAUGAGCUACGCCACGGACUGGCAGGCCGAGCUUCUCUUCGAGCGCAACGGCGUGCCGAUCGGAAGACAGGCGUUCUCGAAGUGGCUGUACGUGGUGCCCUGGGGGUUCUACAAGGCGGUGAUGCACGUGAAGAACAAGUUCAGGGACCCCUUGAUCCUCAUCGGCGAGAACGGGAUCGACCAGUCGGGCAGCGACACGCUGCCGCACGCGCUCUACGACACCUUCAGGAUCGACUACUUCGACCAGUACCUCCACGAGCUGAAGCGCGCCAUCGCCGACGGCGCCAGGGUGACGGGCUACUUCGCGUGGUCGCUGCUGGACAACUUCGAGUGGCGGAUGGGCUUCACCUCCAAGUUCGGCCUCGUCUACGUCGACCGCAAGACCUUCACCCGGUACCCCAAGGACUCCACGCGCUGGUUCCGGAAGGUGAUCAAGAGCGAGGAGUACUGA